Messenger RNA from Sporothrix schenckii 1099-18, 594 nucleotides. RefSeq lists its product as uncharacterized. The record is from RefSeq and is a predicted model, not a curated record. Bases 1 to 594 code for a protein of 197 amino acids. The transcript has a single exon. NCBI's taxonomy places the organism in Eukaryota, Fungi, Ascomycota, Sordariomycetes, Ophiostomatales, Ophiostomataceae.
AUGUUCCCUCCCGAGUCACCACAUUUCCGCGACGGCAGCGGCAGCAGUUACGGCUCGGCCACCGCGGCGGACACUGGCAAUGCCAACAACAGCCACACAAGGCCCGCCGUCCGCCAGGAUCCCUCGGAUCCCUUGGCCGCCUUCGAGAGGCACUUACUCGCCCACCCACACAGACACCACCACCACCGCACCCACGGACACAGUGCCCAUCCGCCGCGUGCCCGGCAGCUGCAAGGAAAGACUACCUUUCUGGCACCGCCGUCUCCGCGCAUGUGCGGCAGCCAUAGUCGCUCUCGCUCCCGUUCUUGCUCCCGGUCCCCUGCGCCGUCGCAAGCCGCCCAGCACUGCAUGGCUGCCACCACCGCCUGGACACCGGCCCCGGACCGGCGGCAGAGCUGGGACGAGCAGGAAUACCGGCGUGCGAUGAUGGUGCAGUCGACGGGGCUGGCGUGUGGGUGUCAACCGCACGCGGGUGGCGGCGACAAAGCCACCGCUCCACAUCAUGGUCACCAACAUCGACACUCGCCUGUUGGUGUCUCGGCGCGGAGCCUCUACGAGUCAGACUGGGGGUUUAGUGAGGUUGUGCAUAAGUAA